UUGUUUCUGCAUUGCAGAUAGCUUAUCUUGGGCAUAGUUUGAUGAAAAUGGCUCCUCAAUACAAUAUCUACUUGUGUGGUAGCAUACGAGGAGGGAGACAGGAUGUGCAAAUUUAUGGAAAGAUUGCAGAAAAGCUGAAGGAGUAUGGCACAGUUCUGACACCUUUUGUGGCAGACCCAAAUGUGCGCGAUGAAGAAGACCUAGAUGACAGGGCCAUCUUUGAGAGGGACAAUGGUCUUAUGGCACAAGCUGAUGUAUUGGUUGCUGAAGUGACAGUGCCAUCCCUUGGAGUUGGAAUGGAACUGGGAUGGGCUUUGAGAGAUAAAAGAAUACCAAUCCUUUGCUUGUACCGUCCUCAAAAUGAACUAUCAGCCUUGGUGAGAGGGUUAGCAGAUGGCAAUACAAAUCAGGUAAAGGACUACAAAGAAGAGGAGCUGGAUCAGAUCAUAGAAGACUUUUUCAACAUCCUAGCUGUGAAAAAUGUUGCAGAAUCUGGCGACAAGUGAGAAGUUCGUUUGUAGAACACACCAGGAAUCACUUUCUGCCUACCCCAUGUUGAUUCCAGUCUUACUAUUCAUUCCUGUUUUCUUUUAUUAUUAUUUGUUCCUACUUCAUGAUUAUGAUUAAAGGAUCUGGUAUUGACACUGG
This is a messenger RNA of Darwinula stevensoni, 648 nucleotides long. The record is from the annotation of a GenBank genome assembly. Lineage: Eukaryota; Metazoa; Arthropoda; Ostracoda; Podocopida; Darwinulidae.